Molecule: messenger RNA, 4750 nt
Organism: Lycium barbarum (goji berry)
Lineage: Eukaryota; Viridiplantae; Streptophyta; Magnoliopsida; Solanales; Solanaceae
Exons: 2
Coding region: 3576-4343 (255 amino acids)
Source: RefSeq, a predicted model, not a curated record
GAAAUACCAACAAAUUCGGCUAUUUGAAGCCCAUUCUAUGGCCUAACUAAUACCCAAAUGAGCAGCCCAUUUCUCUGUUAAACCCAACAUUUCUCAACCCUAAUUCUAAACAAACAGCUGCACCCCCUCUUCUCCUCACUCCAUUUUCAGUUUAGAUCAGAACUACACCAGUCAUUGACAGACUUUAUCAAUACCAUUUUUGUGCAAAUUUCCCUACACCCAUCUUAGCCUAUCACAAGACUCAUAUGAAGCCAAAUAGAUAGCAGGUCAGUACCAGAGAAGAUCUCACCAUUUUCGGUAAGAUCUGAAUCAAAACAUGUGAAGAAAACCUCAACGUUCCGAUUAGAACGAGCCUUGACUCGAUUUUGAAUGUUUGAUUUCAAGUUCCCGCUCAUGAAUCUGAAAACCUAGCUCCACAUCGCCUAUAAAUACUCGCUAAGUCUUAGCCAAAAAAGAAGUUCUGGACACUCAAGAACACUUUCUUACAAGCUUGAACACCCAUAUAAAAAAAAAACAAAAACACACCAAUACACAUGAUUGAAAUUACUUAUAGUAUUUAGCUGUUAUCAUCCUUUUCGAAGCUCUUGUAUUUCUCUUUACUGUUUUUUUGUGAACUCAUUUGGUUCGAGGUUUGAAUCUAUUCAUAACGAGAGAGUAGAUUCGACGCCGACGGCCCCUGUUCACUGUACCAACAAGAGAGUUUCACUUUGAGACUCAACGCCGCCGCUACUACAUGGAGUCUGCACAUCGUCGAUCAGUUCUAGCUUUACAUCGCUUAAAAGCGAACCACGAAAAAUCAAAUCUUUCUGUUGGGAGCCGAUUUUGGCUGUUGAUUAUUUUUGAUGCUGCUUGUUUACUUGUUUGGGGUUGACUAACAUUUUAUCUUAGUUGUGUGAUCAUCGUAAAAUGUUUAACUGCUCUAUUUUAACCAAGUCUCAUUCUGUCCAUUUUAGGAGGGCUUAAAUUAAGUGGAGUUUAAUUGUUCCUCUUGGAGCUUUGACACUUUUUUUUCAAAUUAGGAAGUAAAGAUUAUGCUCUCCAAAUAUCAAAAUUUGAGACAUGGAAUUUAGCUUAUUCUAAGAAUAAAAACGGAGACUGAUUUUAAAAGACAAACUUUAGACUUUUGCUACUUUCCAAUGUUUGAAACAUGUAUUUGUUUAAGGCAACCUUUUCAUAAUUUAUUUUGUUCUAUGAGUCUUGUUAUAAAUCUUUACACUCUGCUUAUCGCUACCGUAGCUAAAUUCACGUUAACAAAUAUUUUUCUAAACUUGAUACAGUUAACUACCUUUCUCCAAAUACUUUGACUUGAUUUAUAUUUUACACUAAUACUUAGCCUUUUUUAAUUAACUAUAAGUCCGGUCGGUUAAUAAUUUUUAAUGGAUCUUGAAGGGUGCGUAAUACAUUCCUUUUAAAUUAAUUGAACCCUUACUCUAGAAUCUCAUACGUUUCGUAGACUAUAUAUGGAGUUAACUUUAGAUAACGACUUUAAUUAAUUUUAGAUGUCUUAAUUCACCAUAAUAAUUAGGUGGAGACUCCUUAACUUUAAUUAAUCUCGAAAUUAUCGGAAUGUUGUAAACCAUUUUGACUCCUGUUAAAAUGGGGUAUAACAGCUUGGCGACUCCGCUGGGGAGUUUAGGUUCUAAUCAUAACGGACUUAGUUUAAUUAGGCUUUAUGUGCUAAUUUAAUUACUUUACUUGCUUUAAAUUUUUCACAUGCUAUAAAUUGUUUGCGUGAUAUAUUGUUUGUUUGAUAUAGAUUGUUUGCAUGAUAUCUUGUUUUGUUUGAUAUAAAUUGAUUAUGUGUUACUUGCUUUGAUAUACAUUGUCAUUCCGUUUCACUUUUCUCCACUUCUAAUUCACACUAUCACACGUACACGCGAGGUGUGUUUUGCGCACCCACAAAUUUCUUUCAAAAUCUCAAAUUUUAGGAGAGUUGGCAUAUGCGCGGGGUGUCCGUAUUUUCCGUGUGAUCGCGUAGCCUUCUCACUCGAGUUGUCCUCUCGGAACCUUGCGUCUAGUGAACCCACUCUUAGUCAACCUAGAGUAGAGCUAAAUCAACACCCUUUAUUAGGAGCAUAUAUUUCAUGACCUAGGAGGUUUAAUACCCUUGGCGUAUUAAUCCCACUAGAUGACUUUACCUAAACGUUCAAGUGGGUCCACGACCCCAAGUGACACUCAUACAUGUUUGAAGGAUAAUUGUGCCUAAAUAUUGAUCAUUUUCUCUAACUAAUUAAACUUUAGGGAGGAGAGAACGACUAAAUUUUUACGACAGGUAUGAAGACCUUACAUUAGAGUACGCCUCGAUCAACAACAAAUGAGAACCGACGACACCUCGAAAUGGAGCCAAGAAGUUUAGACAUGACAAACUUGUAUCUACUUUACUUAGAUUAGGAAGUACUUUAUGUUGUAUUCAUUUGAUAUGUAAUAAAUAUUACACUAAUUUUGUACUUUAUUUUGGGAAAUAGAAUUUAUUAAUUAGCAAUGAGAUGACGUAUUAAGGCACAUUUUACCCUUCAAACAAACGUUAGGCCUACCUCUGGCACAAAGAGGUCACAUGCAUAUUAGGACGCGUUAUUGUUGUUUGAGAUAGUUGUUUACAUUUUGCUUGACAACUUAUUUGCCUUUAUUUGAUGAAUUAUUUGCUACAUGACUUAUUUAACUCUAGGUGACCAUGACUUUACUUAGAUAUUUUAAUAAUGAGACUAAUAUCAUUCGCAUUUUAUGUUUCUUCCUUUAUUUAUAAUUUCCAAAAGAGUUGAUUCGUGUUGACAUUCGAGCUGGUCGACCAUCCUUACUUCACAAGGUCAAAGACGUCAGCAUUACUUCGACGUAGUUGGGUUCUUCAAGGAAGGAAAAUUACUAUGUCUGAUCCAGCCGCAUCUAUUUCAACUGGUUUGGAAAACAUCGUGAUCUUUAGUGAUCCUCCUGAGAUUUCCGAACAUAGAACUACUAUUUAACAUGAUGAACAUAUCGCCCGCUUGACUUAAGAGAUUGAGGAUCUAUGUGGAGAACUGAAUCGGGUUAGGGACUUGACCAAUUUGUCCAUCACACUCCAAAGUCCACCUCUUGAACCUAGAAAUGUCGCACCAAACCCACCUCGUUUUUCAUCACUUGAAUCUCCAGUUCCUGAACAUUUCCCGCCACAAAAUAAUGCACCUACCUACAACAACUUACCUCCAAUCACCCCCGCAAAUCCAUCAUCCGUCUAUACUCCUCACCAAAGUCAACCACCCACCUACACUACCUAUGCUACUCCUAAUCCACCACCCGUCAACCCACCAAGUCAAUCGCUAGUUCACACUCCUUAUGUUCCUUUAUCCACUAACACUAAUCCACCACCUACAACUACUCAUCUAAACCCACCAAACCAACUACCUAUAAAUACCACUUAUAACACACCACCUCCAAUCCAAAACACUCCCACCGUCCAAACUUAUCCAACCCAGCAUAUACAAGGGGCACAUUUUGUCACUCCUAACGCGCAAUAUGUUCCUCCGGUAUAUGCAGCGAAAACACAAGCCUUUACCAACCUAGUAACGGUCAGGUUCCAACCCGAGGUGGAUCAAUAUGAGGAAAUGGAAAAGGAUGCAAAAGCAAGGGUGGAUGAUAUAUUGUUAAAAGAGAUCCACAGUCUCAAAAAAGCAAUGAGAAACCUUCAAGUUGCUAGGGGAAGUAAGAGUGUAGAAUAUGAAUAUCUGUGUGUUCAUCCUGAUGUUGAUUUGCCCGUUGGCUACAAGCCGCCGAAAUUUGAUACAUUUAAUGGAACAGGCGACCCUCAUACGCAUUUAAGGGCUUAUUGUGACAAACUGGUUGGAGUAGGUAGAGAUCAGAAUAUAAGGAUGAAGCUAUUCAUAAGAAGUUUAUCUGGUGAGACUCUUACUUGGUAUACGCAACAAGAUGUCCGUAAAUGGCAUGGUUGGAGUGAUAUGGCACAAGACUUCAUGGACCGAUUCAGUUUCAACACUGAUAUUACACCAGAUAGAGUCUACAUGACUAAGGUAACCAAGAAGUCAACUGAGUCGUUCCGUGAGUAUGCGCUACGUUGGAGGUCAGAAGCAGCCAAGGUUCAACCCCCGAUAAGAGAUAGAGAAAUGACUGCCACCUUCAUUGAAUGCCAAGUUGGUAUAUACUAUGAGAUAAUGAUAGGCAUGAUGGGACAAAAGUUCACAGAAGUUGUCAGAAUGGGAGAAGCCAUAGAAGAAGGAAUCAAAUCGGGAAAAAUUCAGGAUCUCACUGCCUUGCAAGCUGCAAGCUGCAAGCAAAGCUAUUCAAUUUGGUUCUAUCAGUGGGACCAAAAAGAAAAAAGAAGAUGUAGCUGCAGUCAUGAAUAUCCAAGGAUGUAAGCCAAGCCAAGCCAUUACAUACCUUAACCAUCCACAUCAACCUUUCUAUCCUUACCAAUAUGCUGAACCCUACCAAGCUCCACUAACUCCUUACCCUAUCUACAACGCCCAAGAAAACUACUACCAACCCCGAGCACCUUCCUAUCAAAACCCACGUCCAUAUCAAUCCGUUCAAGCUCCAACUUACCAAAAUCAACCACAUGCUACACCUAAAGCCCGUUCAAACCCUGAAAUAAAAAAUACCUGUAAUUACACUUGAUUCGCUGAACCGUUGGCUCAAUUAUUUGAAAGACUGAAAGUAGCAGGUGUGAUACAACCAAUUGAAGGAAAAAUUCCCGAUCCUAUUCCGAGAUGUUUGAUGGUUACAUUAAAUUUAUACUGAGCCAACAUCCCAUUGUAACUCGAGA